Myzus persicae (green peach aphid) is the source of this 649-nucleotide messenger RNA. Its product is annotated as cuticle protein 65-like. NCBI's taxonomy places the organism in Eukaryota, Metazoa, Arthropoda, Insecta, Hemiptera, Aphididae. The record is from RefSeq and is a predicted model, not a curated record. The transcript is spliced from 4 exons. Bases 128 to 535 code for a protein of 135 amino acids.
GUUGUACGUCCGAUGUCCAAAGUCAUCAGUCAUCAGCAGCUCGUCCAAGUCUCCGACAAACGACAACCGCACCGCAAGCCGUUUAAUUUAUUUAUUUUAAACACCUCCAACAACCAACAUCGCCAUCAUGCAAUUCACAGUGUUGAUCGCCUUCGUGCUCGUAGCCGCCGCCGUCGCCUCCCCGAUCGCCGACAAGCCCGCCGCCGACAAGUCCGAAUCCGUCAAGGACAAACGUGCCAUCUACGCCGUCGCCCCGUCAGUGUACCACGCUCCAGCCGUCUACCACGCACCCGCCGUGUACCACUCGCCGUCCGUGUACCCAGCACCGGCCGUCUAUCACGCGCCGUCCGUGUACCACGCACCAGCCGUGUACCACGCACCCGCCGUGUACCACGCACCGGCCGUCUACCAUGCACCGGCCGCCGCCACUUCCUACUCCAGCGUCAGCAUCUCGCACCCAGCCGUCGUGGCCAGCGCCCCAGUCUACGCCCCGGCCUACGCACCAGCUCAUCCAUUGUACUACCACCGUCGCUGAACGGACGACAUGACGAUUCUGAAAACAUUUCACGUGCCAAAGACAAACCAAUCGUCCGACUACACUGGUGCAGUUGAUGUGUCCGUCGAAAAUUUCACAAUCUUUAAUCAUGCA